Molecule: messenger RNA, 1127 nt
Organism: Candidula unifasciata
Lineage: Eukaryota; Metazoa; Mollusca; Gastropoda; Stylommatophora; Geomitridae
Source: the annotation of a GenBank genome assembly
AUGAGUUACUUUUGCGGGGAAGCUAACCAGACACCCAGGAACGGCGUCAACGGGUCCUCGAGGGAGUCCUCUGUAGGUCCUGCUGGAAGCGACACGUCCGAGUCCUCUGUGGACUCCUCCGGUCAGAAGACGCCCAGAAAGAUCUUCAGAAUCAGGUCCAAGGCAGGAGAAAUGAGUUUUGGCAAGUUGUUCACCAGUCCAUCUUUUGUCAACCCAGAGCAAGCUGGGUAUGUGGGCUUUGCCAACCUGCCCAAUCAGGUGCACAGGAAGUCAGUCAAGAAAGGGUUUGAGUUCACCCUUAUGGUUGUCGGAGAAUCCGGUUUAGGCAAGUCAACAUUGGUGAACAGUUUGUUUCUGACAGAUCUCUACCCUGAGAGGCAUGUCCCUUCUGCAGCAGAAAAGAUUAAGCAGACGGUGAAGAUUGAUGCCUCGACUGUGGAGAUUGAGGAGAGAGGAGUUAAGCUUAGGUUGACUGUUGUAGACACCCCAGGGUUCGGGGAUUCUCUCAACUCUACAGACUGUUUCAGGCCCAUCAUUCAGUACAUUGAUGACCAGUUUGAGCGCUACCUCAACGACGAGAGUGGGUUGAAUAGGAGACACAUCAUAGACAACCGAGUGCAUUGCUGCUUCUAUUUCAUCAACCCUUCUGGGCACGGACUGAAACCACUAGACAUUGCCUUCAUGAAGGCCGUCCACAAUAAAGUGAACAUAGUUCCAGUAGUGGCCAAGGCAGACACGCUGACACAGCCUGAGGUCACCACGCUGAAGCGAAAGAUUCUGGACCAGAUCGACGAGGUCGGGGUUCGAAUCUACCCACUACCAGACUGUGACUCGGACGAAGAUGAGGAUUAUAAGGAGCAGUGCAAACAGUUGAAGAAUGCAGUGCCAUUUACUGUGAUUGGGGCUAAUACAAUCAUUGAGGUGAAAGGUAGAAAAGUCAGAGGUCGAAUGUACCCCUGGGGCGUGGUGGAAGUGGAGAAUCCAGAUCAUUGCGACUUCAUCAAACUGAGGACAAUGUUGAUCACCCACAUGCAGGACCUGCAAGAGGUCACCCAGGAGACCCACUACGAGAACUAUAGAGCUGAGAAACUAGCCAGUGGUGGCAGCAGUGCUAAAUCCAAGUCAGG